GGAAGGACACGCACCGCCCAGCGAUCGCCUCCCGCCAGGGCGCCCCGGGGCGGGAGAGGUUUUAGGCGGGUGGCGCUAGCUCUGGCCACUCGGCCGCUGGGCUCGUGCGGGGCUCUCCGGUUGCUGCCGCUGCUGCUGCUGCAGCGGUCGCCCGUACCGGUUGGGGGUCAGCUGGAAAGCGGAGCCGAGGCUGUCAGCUUGGGCGCAGCUGCCUCACCAACCUUCCUCCUUGGGGCACGGUCCGGACACCUGACUUGCGGGGAAAAGUUGCUCUGCCAAGUUUGCCGAAGUCCUCUGCGAGUCCCGGCGUGGGGUCUCUGGCAACGAGGGUCCCCUCUGCUGUUGCAGAAGCCUCCCCUGCCCCACCUUGGCCCCCAGCAGAGAAGGAAAGAGAGCCCCAUGCCUGAACCGAGGGGAGCAUCAUGGAUCUGACAAAGAUGGGUAUGAUCCAGCUACAGAACCCUAGCCACCCUACGGGGCUGCUGUGCAAGGCCAAUCAGAUGCGGCUGGCCGGAACUUUGUGCGAUGUGGUCAUCAUGGUGGACAGCCAGGAGUUCCAUGCUCACCGGACGGUGCUAGCCUGCACCAGCAAGAUGUUUGAGAUUCUGUUCCACCGAAACAGCCAGCACUAUACUCUUGACUUCCUCUCGCCAAAGACCUUCCAGCAGAUCCUGGAGUAUGCCUACACGGCCACGCUGCAGGCCAAGGCGGAGGACCUGGACGACCUGCUGUACGCAGCCGAGAUCCUGGAGAUUGAGUACCUGGAGGAGCAGUGCCUGAAGAUCCUGGAGACCAUCCAGGCAUCGGACGACAAUGACACAGAGGCCACCAUGGCAGAGGGCGGGGGCGAAGAAGAAGAGGACCGCAAGGCUCGAUACCUCAAGAACAUCUUCAUCUCGAAGCAUUCCAGCGAGGAGAGCGGGUAUGCCAGUGUGGCUGGGCAGAGCCUCCCUGGGCCCAUGGUGGACCAGAGCCCUUCAGUCUCCACCUCUUUUGGUCUUUCAGCCAUGAGUCCUACCAAGGCAGCAGUGGACAGUUUGAUGACCAUAGGACAGUCUAUCCUGCAAGGAACUCUUCAGCCACCUGCAGGACCCGAGGAGCCCACACUGGGAGGGGGUGGGCGCCACCCUGGGGUGGCUGAGGUGAAGACAGAGAUGAUGCAGGUGGAUGAAGUCCCUGGCCAGGACAGCCCUGGGACAGCCGAGUCCAGCCUCUCAGGAGGGAUAGGGGACAAGCUUGAGGAAAGGAGCAAAGAGGGGCCUGGGACUCCCACUAGAGGCAGCGUCAUCACCAGUGCCAGGGAGCUGCAUUAUGGGCGAGAGGAGAGUAGUGAGCAGCUAUCACCUUCGGUUGAAGCUAGCCAGGGACCCCCUGGCCGACAGGAGCCCCUGGCACCCCCUGUGGAGAAGCAUUUGGGCAUCUACUCAGUGUUGCCCAACCACAAGGCCGAUGCAGUGUUGAGCAUGCCGUCUUCGGUGACCUCUGGUCUCCAUGUGCAACCUGCCCUGGCCGUCUCCAUGGACUUCAGCACCUAUGGCGGCCUGCUGCCUCAGGGCUUCAUCCAGAGAGAGCUGUUCAACAAGCUGGGUGAGCUGGCUGUGGGCAUGAAAGCUGAGAGUCGUCCCCUGGGGGAGCAGUGCAGCGUGUGUGGGGUCGAACUUCCAGACAACGAGGCCGUGGAGCAGCACAGGAAGCUGCACAGUGGAAUGAAGACAUACGGGUGUGAGCUCUGUGGAAAACGGUUCCUGGAUAGUUUGCGACUGAGGAUGCAUUUACUGGCUCAUUCAGCGGGCGCCAAAGCCUUUGUGUGUGAUCAGUGUGGUGCCCAGUUCUCAAAGGAAGAUGCCCUGGAGACACACAGACAGACCCAUACUGGCACGGACAUGGCUGUCUUCUGCCUGCUGUGCGGGAAGCGCUUCCAGGCACAGAGCGCACUCCAGCAGCACAUGGAGGUCCACGCGGGUGUGCGCAGCUAUAUCUGCAGUGAAUGCAACCGCACCUUUCCCAGCCACACCGCUCUCAAACGCCACCUUCGUUCACACACAGGUGACCACCCAUAUGAGUGUGAGUUCUGCGGCAGCUGCUUCCGGGACGAGAGCACACUCAAGAGCCACAAGCGCAUCCACACGGGGGAGAAGCCCUAUGAAUGCAAUGGCUGUGGCAAGAAGUUCAGCCUCAAGCACCAGCUGGAGACGCACUACAGGGUUCACACAGGUGAGAAGCCCUUUGAGUGCAAACUCUGCCACCAGCGCUCCCGAGACUACUCGGCCAUGAUCAAGCACCUGAGAACGCACAACGGUGCCUCUCCCUACCAGUGCACCAUCUGCACGGAAUACUGCCCCAGCCUCUCCUCCAUGCAGAAGCACAUGAAGGGCCACAAGCCUGAGGAGAUCCCGCCUGACUGGAGGAUAGAGAAGACGUACCUCUACCUGUGUUAUGUGUGACCCGGGGACCCACACACAUGGUAGAGCAGCAGCAGGAGGCAGCAAAGACAAGCUAGAGCGAGAUAAAGAGUAAAGACUGUGGAGAAAAGAAAUCAGAAAGAAAAGGGAAAUAGAAAAGAAACAGAGAGAAGGAGAAGGAAACCUGGUAGUUAUUUGGCCUUGGAUUCCUUCUGGGGCUCAGGUGAUCUGGCUGUCAUACUGCUGCCCCUCCCCCUGAAGGUCUCAGCCCUCCUUGGUUCUCUUGGGUGGGAUGGGGUGGUUUUGCUCAUUCACACAGUGGCAUAUUUUUCUCCUCUCCAAAACCCAGACCUUCCUUUUGUGUCCAAAAAUGGAGACCAAGAAGCAGGUGUGAGGUCCUCAGGUCAGCUGAGGGCCUCUGCCCUGACUCCUUCCUUCCCCUCCUCUGAAGAGGGUGGGAGGGGAGCAGAGAGGGAAGCUGGAGAUGGUAAAGGAUCCCUCAUUGAUGCUCAGAGUGGCAGCUCUGGCAUACCGGUGGUAGACUGAGAAGGGAAAGGCUUUCUGCUCUGCCCUGCUACAUCUGGUGCCCCUCAAGGUCUCAGAGCCUUGUGGCGCUUCUCGUUCUUCAGCUUCUUACACCUGCUUAAUGGCUGUUCUCUGGUCACAAGGGGCUCAUGCCCUGUGUGGAUCUGGACUAUAUAUUACUUAGGUUUCUCCUGGGGAAAGCUGUGUCUGAUUCCAAAACCCCUUCCUUCCUUCCUUCCUUCUCUUAGCUUUCAGAGAACACAGAACAAAAUAAACUAGGCACUGUACCCCAGCCAAACUCCCUCAUGAGCAAGAUCCCCGCCCGCUGAGCUGCUUUCUGCUUGCAAAAUGGAAACAAAACAAAACAAAAACCAACUAAAUAUAUUCCAUCCAACAAGCGCACAUCCCUGCAACCCCAAUUUAGCCCCUCUGGGAAGGAAUCCCAUCAUCCUAUUGAAAGGUCCCAUUGUCCAAGAUAAGGAGUUGGGUGCCCUCCUGCGGGUGAACUUUACUUGCAGAUGGGAGUGGAUAUGCUUGAUGCCUGAGCAGGGUGGGAGGAUUGGCCAGGGGAAGACAGGAAGACGUUGCUAUCACGCAGGGGUCCUUUAAGCACAGGGAAAACCCCAGAUCUGGAGGUUAGCACCGAAUUCCUGGCACAGGCCCCUCAGGCCCCAGGGAGCAUGGGGAGGAGCUGAUGGCGCUUUGGCCUCUUGUUAUGUUUGCUUUUAGCACAUUGUACUUGAAUUACCUCAGUUUCUCUCUCUCUUUUCUUUUCUUUCUUUUUUUUUUUUUUUUUUUUUUUUUUUUUUUUUUUUUUUUUGUGUGUGUGUGUGUGUGUGUGACCUCAUGAGCUUUUCAGUCCCUUAUCUCCUCCCCACCUUUUUGGGUAUAUGUGUGGUGGGUCUCUAUUGGAGGAAAGGGGAGGGUGUAGUUUCCUGUUCUAGCGUAAGUUAAUAGUUGGUUUUGAACUUGACCUGGUAGAGGCCCUCCGCUUCUCUGGGUGGAAGCUAUAGGAAAAAGUGGACCACUCAGGAUCUGAAUGGAAGUCCAGGAGGACUGAGGAAGGUGGUGAGAAUGGAGAGAAUGAUGACCGGGUUCUCACCAUCCCCAUAGUGUCACUGUAGGCGCAGUCCAGGACUUAGAUCACCAGUGCCCAGCUUCAGCUCAGCUUGAAAAGCCCCAGUGGCCUUAGUCUGGGCUGGUUAGGCUUGAGGGGUCCUGUUACUAAGAUCUACACAACCACAUGGUCCACACCUCUGCUGUUACCACAGCCAGAGUUUUCACGGCUGGUGUGUGUGUGAGAGGAGCGGACCAGCUUGGUUGUGUUGUGCUGGGUGGGGCAUUGUUUCUCUAAACGCUACCUCUUCUGUUUGUCCAGCCUUUUGUCCCUUCUUCAUUUCUGCCUGUUCCCACCCUGCAGCCUCCCCCACCCUGAGUUUUGGAAAGCACAUUUGCAAUAAUCCCUUUUGCUUUGGGAUGGACCCCACCACCCCUUUCAUUUCUUUCGUGCUUUAUGUUGAAGAUAUAUUGUUGUUUUUCUCUCCUCUUUUUUGUGAGAGAGUCAUGGCUAUGUUUUGAUCUUAGAUUUUAAAAAGUGGUUUAGGGAAGCAGUUGGUAGGGAUAAAGGAUUGUAAAAUGUAACAGAAAGUCCGAGGGAAGGGACACUGCUAUAGCCCCUCCCCCUGUCCCUCGGCCACGCCCCCAUCCCUCCCAUUUCCCCCUUCAAUCUCAUCCACCAUAUCUGAAGGCCUUAAAAAUUGUGUGUUGGGAGGGUAUGGCUUGGGGGAUGCUUGACUCCCCAGUGUGAACUAGGGAUGGUAAGGAGCAGAGGGCACUGUGUUAGAACUAUAGUGAUGAUUUAGUGCAUUGGAAAGGAAAAAAAAAAAGUUUAAACUUGAGGUAUGUGACCAGAACAGUUGUCAUGCUUAUGAUGUGGAAUAACAAUCUUUUUAGGGAAGAGCUGUCUUUAAAAAUCAUUGUGCACUAUGGCUCCCUCCUUCAGUCCAGGGGGAUAAAAUGGGAACUGUUGACCUUCAGGGGAUCUAUAAAUCUCAGAAAACAGUAUUUUUAACAGUAAGAUGUUAUUCAAGAUUAGUGGCAGAGGGAAAAUAUCCAAAUAUUCCAUAGAACUGCCUGGUCUCUUCCUUCUCAGCCCCUCCCAUUCAUCCUGCCACCACCCCUGCCCAAUCAUAAAAGCUUGAGAGGGCUGAGCUGAUCUUUGCAAACUGUAAUAUUUUUGUAGUAUUUGUUAGUUCUUCUUAAGUUCUACAGGAUCUUGCUCUUUCCUUUUAUAGUGUGAAUAGGGAGGGAAAAGAUUUAAAAGGAGAAAAAGUUUAAAAAAAGUUCAUCACCAUCAACAGCAAAAUUUGUGUGUGUGUGUAUGUGUGUAGGUGAGGUCACACUGUAUUGUCUGUGCUGCUGUCUCACUGUUGGUUGGUACUCACUCAGCACCUACCUGCCCUGUCUGUCCCUGAGGGUUCUGGAGAUCCUAGUGGGAGCAGAGACAGCUUAGAAGGGACAUCUUCCUUUUGUUUCCUUUGCAGCCCAGACCCCAAAAGAUGUUCCACCAUGCCUCUCCCCCAGCUUCCCGCUCACAAAGAGGAAAUGGUUUUAAAGUUGCCAGGGCCAUCUCUGCUGGGUUGAUGGCCACUGGGCAGGUAGGAGGCUGUUGGGAAGUCUUCUGCAGCAUCCGGAGUUGGGGAGGCCAGAGGGUGGAGGCACUGUCCUUCCCAGGGAAGCUUGAACUAUAUUUGCUCCACUCCUCUUUGGGCCUUCUGGUUCGUCACACCUCUGCCUUUGGCUGUGUUCUUAAAGAACCCUGGAACCCCUACUUGUUGCUGCCUUAUCAGCUCGGUGACCUCCCACCUAGCAAAUCCAAGCUGCUUACUGCUGCCCAGCAUCUACGAAUGACUCCCCUGAUGCUGACCCUACCCUCAGUGCUUCUCCCCUGCUCACUCCUUUGCUCAUUUAAAGCAUUAAAAUCCUAUGUGUAUAUAGGAUAAACAAAUAUAUAUAUAUAUAUAUAUAUAUAUAUAGAAAGAGAGUUAUAGCAAGAGAUAUAAAAUAGAAAAAUGUCAUUGCUGCUUGGUUGCUUUAUGUGAAGAAGAGAAAGGCAGAUCUGGGGUACAAGGGUGGGUUGGAAGGCUGGGGGAACCCAGUGAUUCAGUACAUCCAGGGAUGCCAUGUGGGCUUAUUUAAAUCUUUGUGCCUGAACACUUUUUCCAUGUUGAAAGAGAGAGAAAAAAACUGCUGCAAAUUGUUACAAGUGUAUGGUACGCUUCCAGGUGGGAUGGAUGCAACUGGGAUGAGAGGGCCGGAGUCCCUUCUUAGAGGAGAGGGAGCAGGAAGCACUUUUGAUCUUGGGGCAUGGUGGGGGAAGUGGAGUGGGUAGACUUUUGGUCAAUCCCCUGGCAAGCCAGACUAGGGUGGACACUGACAAUGUGAGACAGAUUCAUAAAGAGCUAAGGUUCUGUUGGUUUACUUUUCCCUGUUUGCUAUCUCACCCCCUUCCAUCCAGUUUCCUCUCCUGGGACUUCUGGCUUGGCUACUGUGGCUGCACUUAUCUGGAGAUGCCAGUAGGAGGACAAACAGCAGAACUAAUGGGUAGGGGAGAAAUGAGAGAGAGAGAGAGAGGGAGAUGCCCAAGAGAAGGGUAUAGGACAGACAGAACAGACAGGAUCCGGGGAAGGAGUGAGGAGAAAGGAGUGAAAGCCCCAGCAAGCCUGCCUGCUAGCAGCUCUGAGUCCUCUGCUCCUGGGUGGCCCACUUUGCAGACAGGGUCCCUCGUCCCCACGUGUAUCAUAGUAUUUGUUCACAUAGUGUUAUGCAUGAAUCCUCGUAAGGUGAAGAACCGUCAUGAUGCACCAUGCCAUCGCCCUAUAUAUAAAGAUAAAUAUAUAUAUAUAUGUAUGUAAGUUAUAGCACUGAGGGCCUCAUGGCCCUGCUGGACCAAGCAAAACUAAGCCUUUUGGUUUGGGUGUUAAGUUUUUUUGUUUGUUUGUUUGUUUUUUGGUUUUUUUUUUUUUUGUCUGAUGUUGUGAGAGCACAAGUGCCAGUCCAAUUGCUUUGUAUCACAGAAUAGUGUUUUUAAUUCAUCAAUGUUCUAGUUAAUGUCUACCUCAGCACCUCCGCUUAGCCUAAUCUAGGAGGUCGCCCAAUUUCGUUUCUUCAAUUUUAUUGGUUCUUUUUGUUGUUGUACAAAUCACUCUCCCCACCCUUGUCUCUCCUCCCCCUUCCUCUCUCUUCCUCACCCACCCCACACCUCCCUCAGGUCCCCCUCCCUCAUUAGCCCCAUCUCUCCCUCCCCUUGCCUCACUCUCCUCCAGUCCAGAUUGCAGCUUCUUUCUCGUCCACUCGAAGUGUGCUCCCGUUGCCCGCUUAUCCUGCCUUCGUUUCGUGUAGAUUGAUGCGUUUCUUUGUAACUUCAGUGUUUCUGACAAGGUUUAAAAAAAAAAAAAAAAGAAAAAGAAAAAAACAAACGAAGUUACUGCUGCAGGUUUUUUUCUCCAUGUGUCACUAAGUGAAGUUUGUGCCUUCUAUAGCAAAGAGAAUAUUUUUUACAUCCUACUAACAGUAGAUUUUUUUGUAGUGAACAUUUUUUGUAUUUUUAUUUAUAAGUCUCAUAAGAAAAAAAUAGCGAUGUUCAGUUGUAUACCUUGAAUCUGCAGUUAGAAGAGAAUAAAGUUAAUUCAGUUGUCUCUGG
Meriones unguiculatus (Mongolian gerbil) is the source of this 7629-nucleotide messenger RNA. It is a transcript of the gene Zbtb16, whose product is annotated as zinc finger and BTB domain containing 16. Gene Ontology annotation, cellular component: nucleus. NCBI's taxonomy places the organism in Eukaryota, Metazoa, Chordata, Mammalia, Rodentia, Muridae. Gene Ontology annotation, biological process: regulation of transcription by RNA polymerase II. The record is from RefSeq and is a predicted model, not a curated record. The transcript is spliced from 8 exons. Bases 423 to 2444 code for a protein of 673 amino acids. Gene Ontology annotation, molecular function: protein binding; DNA-binding transcription factor activity, RNA polymerase II-specific; RNA polymerase II cis-regulatory region sequence-specific DNA binding.